Molecule: messenger RNA, 4855 nt
Organism: Sorex araneus (European shrew)
Lineage: Eukaryota; Metazoa; Chordata; Mammalia; Eulipotyphla; Soricidae
Gene: SCRN3
Product: secernin 3
Exons: 8
Coding region: 198-1466 (422 amino acids)
Biological process (GO): proteolysis
Molecular function (GO): dipeptidase activity; cysteine-type exopeptidase activity
Source: RefSeq, a predicted model, not a curated record
GCAAGGGGAAAGGGCGUGCCGAGCAGCGGAGCGGGCUUGGUCCCCCCCAGUCCCGGCAGAUGGGCGGGUCGGGCAGCUGUGCCGCUAACGGUGCCCUUUACUCUCUGAACGCAGCUCGAUUUGCGUAGCCUUGACUGCACCGACGUUCACCUCUGUGUGUUGGAAAAUUCUCGCCCCGACAGCAGUAGUUUAUAAAAAUGGAACCUUGUUCUUGUGACACUUUUGUGGGACUACCUCCAGCAACAGUUGGCAACAGGAUUAUUUUUGGAAAAAAUUCAGACAGACUUUGUGAUGAAGUACAAGAGGUAGUUUAUUUUCCUGCAGCAACUCAUGAUCACCAGAGAGAACGUCUUAAGUGUACUUACAUAGAAAUUGACCAAGUUCCUGAGACAUACGCUGUUGUUCUUAGUCGCCCAGCUUGGUUAUGGGGAGCAGAAAUGGGAGCCAAUGAGCAUGGAGUCUGCAUUGGAAAUGAAGCUGUGUGGGGACGAGAAGAAGUUUCUAAUGAAGAAGCACUACUUGGCAUGGACCUUGUCAGACUUGGCCUUGAAAGAGCUGAAACAGCUGAAAAAGCCCUCAAUGUCAUUGUCGAUUUAUUAGAAAAAUAUGGUCAGGGUGGCAAUUGUUCAGAGGGUACACUUCUAUUUAGCUAUCACAACAGUUUCCUGAUAGCUGAUAGAAAUGAAGCCUGGAUUCUGGAGACUGCAGGGAAGUACUGGGCAGCAGAAAAAGUACAAGAAGGAGUUCGUAACAUUUCAAAUCAGCUCUCUAUAACAACCAAGAUUGACCGGGAACACCCAGAUAUGAGAAACUAUGCCAAGCAGAAAGGUUGGUGGGAUGGCAAAAAGGAAUUCGAUUUUGCUGCAGCAUACUCUUAUCUUGAUACAACCAAGAUGCUGAUUUCAUCAGGCAGAUACUGUGAAGGCUACAAGCUGCUAAAUAAACACAAAGGAAACAUAACAUUUGAAACGAUGAUGGAAAUUCUCCGAGAUAAGCCAAGUGGUAUUAAUAUGGAAGGAGAAUUUCAGACAACUGCAAGCAUGGUCUCUAUUUUACCUCAAGACUCAACACUACCUUGCAUUCACUUCUUUACAGGCACUCCUGAUCCUGAAAGAUCUAUUUUUAAGCCUUUCAUAUUUGUGCCAAAUAUCUCACAAUUAUUGGACACUAGUUCACCAACAUUAGAGCUUGAAGAGCCAACUAAAAAAAAGCCUAAUUUUAAGAUUAAGCCUGACAGGAGACACCCACUCUACCAACAACAUCAACAGACAUUGGAAAUACUAGAAAAAAAUAAGGAAAAAGCCCAAACAGUGUUAGAAAACAUGAAGAAAAUGGAGAAAGAACUAUUCAAAGAGAUGGAAUCAAUUCUUCAAAGCAAGCAUCUUGAUGUGAAUAAAAUUGUUAAUCUUUUUUCUCAGUGUACAAAAGAUGAAAUUAGAAUUUAUAGGUCAAAUAUUAAUUCUUAGUGGUUUAUAUAUAUGAAAUGACAGAAUGACAAAAUGCCAUUUGAGAGAUACAAUUAUUCUUUAAGAUCAUCUAGCUAUAUUUUGACUAUUAAAAAACUACAUGUAUAGCCUUGCUGAAAAUAACAUUAGAAUUAGACAUUUGGGGUAAUCAGGUAUUACUUUAGGUAACAGACUUGUGUUAUUUUUUUAGCCAUGUACUUUUGAAAAUCACACAAUUACUCACUAGUACAUAAAGUAUAAAAUAUUAAAAUAUAUAAAUUAUGUUUAUUAUAAUUAUAUAGUAUCCUCAAGUAAUUUUCUCAGUUACAAUAGGCAGAUUUCCUCAGUAAUAAAGAUACCGUCUUAAGUGAGGUUUUUUGUGUUCUACAUAAAUAUUAAUCUAUCAAAAGGUUUUACAUUUAUGCAGCUAUUAUAGUGUAUCAAUUCUGUGAAUGCACUUCUAUUGCUAUUAUCAAGGUGCAGGAUGCUUUUAUCAAGACUUGGCUGACCAGUGAGCCUGUUUGUCUCUCUGUCUCUCUGGUAUGAGGGAACUGAGGAUACGUAGUUUACUGAUGAAUGUAGGGAAAAAUUAAAAAAGCAGUUUUAGGUUUAGAGAAAAACUGAAGAGAAAGUACCAGAGUUCCCAGUAACUCCUCUCCCUGCCCCCUCCCUUCCAAUCCUUCUCUGCUAGCAAAAUCCCUCAUCACAGUGCUACUUUAGCUGUAUUUGAGGAACCUAUAUUGACGGAUUAUAGUUCAUAUUCUGUAAGGUUCAUCCUUGGUCUUAUCUACACUAUGGGUUGGACAAAUGAAUAAUGAAUGUAAUCACAAUUAUACUAUUAUGCAGGGCACUUUAAAUGCUUUAAAAAAUCCCCUGUGUCUUCCUUUUUCACCCCUCCUCAUUUUAUUUAUUGAGUUAUGGAUGUGGGGCUGUUCCCAGUCAGUGUUGUGGAACAAACUGCAAAACAUGAUCUCCACCCCUUAAGCUCUCUCCCUGGUCUGCUUUUUUCCCUUUUUUGUGGGGGAAGGGGAGGGGGCCAUCAUGUAUCAUGGCUUUGUCCUCAGACAUCACUCCUGGUUUGGGUGCACCAGGGACCAUCUGGGAUGCCAGGGAUCAAACUAGGGUUGGCAACAUGCACGGAAAGCACCCUACCCUCUCUACUAUCUCUCUAGCCCUCUUUUCCUUUUUAAAAUCCUGACAACAACUAAUAUUUUUGUUUCCAUAAUUUUGUAUUUUCUAAAAUAUCACAUAGCUGGAAUUGUACAGAAUGUAACUUUUUAUAUUGGCUCUUUAACUUUAUAAUGUGCAUUUAAGGUUCCUUCAUAUCUUUUUAUUACUUGACAGCUUAUUUCUUUCCUUUGUUUUAUUUUUUGUUUUGGGGCCACACUUGGCGAUGCUCAGGGGUUACUCCUGGCUCUGCACUCAGGAUCUACUCCUGACAGUGCUUGGGGGACCAUAUGGGAUGUCAGUGCCAUGAGAAAAUCAAGUGCCCUACUUGCUGUACUGUCUCUCCAGCUCUUCAUUUCUUUUUCUGUACUGAAUAAUACAUUUUCUCAAUUUACCAGUUUAUUGAUCUAUUUACCUAGAGUUGCAUCUUGGUUGCUUCCAAGUUUUGGCAAUUUUAUAAUUGACUUUAAAUAAACUUGAGCAGGGUUUUUGUGUGGACAUGUUUUCAAUGUUGAAAAUUGUCCCAUGGUAUGGUAGGAAUAUGCUUAGUUUUGUCAGGAACUGCCAGUCUCUUCCAAAGUGACUGUCAUUUUGCAUUCCCAUCAGCCAUUAAUGAGAGUGUCUGUUCCUUCACAUCCCUGCCUUCCUCUGGUAUUGCCCUUGUUAGAAAUUUUGAACAUUCUAGCAGGUGUGUAGUGGUAUUUUUCUUCAAUCUGCAUUUACCUGACAACAUAUGAGGUAAAAUAUCUUUUUUUCAUAUGCUUAUUUGCCAUCUGGAUAUUUUCUCUAGUGAGGCAUCUGUUCAGAGCAUUCCUUGUUUUAGAAAUCAGGUUAUUUUCUUUUUUGUUGAAUUGAGAUCUCUUUUAAAGACUCAUUAUUCUUAAGAUAAAUUCCCACUCCUUUGUAAUUACCAACAAAAUCCUGUUAAUCUGCCUACAUCUAAACCCUUAAAAGUGCCCAGUGUGUUUGUCUUAGCCUUAACCUCUGCUUGUACCACUCACUUGACAUUAGUAGUUCUUCCCAUCUUUCAGAGUUUUGCAGAAACUUGUUUUCCUCCUCCUAGUUUUCCCUACAUGCAAAGUGAAUUUUCUUGCUACUCUCAGAACCACAUUUGUCCUGAUAACAGUGUAGCAGCAGUAUUUCACAUUUCUUGCUCACAGAACAGCUUUCUUUUUUUUUUUUCACAAGUAUUUUAAUUUAUUGAAUACAUAUUAGACACUGUUAAAAAGAAUAAAAACCCUACACCUGCAACAUGAGAAGUGAAUAAAUAUUAGUGCUAUUAUACGGAAUAAAUGAACAUGACUUUGUGAUCUUUAAUCAAGUUCAUGUUACACAGUUUAGAGCUAAUCUUUAACAAUGCCCAGGGACUUAUUUGAAUCAUCAGAGUUUAGAGAGAAUGACAGUGACAUUAUUAAAAGAAAGAAAUUCAGAUUUAAAUACAAGAACUUAGAUACACACCAUACUUGGUGUAUUUUCUUUUUUACCACAAAUUAUAUAUUUUCCUACAAGUGGGGUUGGUUAGCUACAGACCCUGGCAACCUCAAUCACAAUAAAAAGGAACAGAGAGGCCAAGAGGACCUCAGGUUUGCCUGUGCUGAGGGACAGUGGCAGUGAAGGGUGACAGCCAGGCCCGGGCGACCAGAGGCACAGCGGGCUGUGGACCAAGAACCUGGAGGGAGGGACACAGUACACGCACGCUCUGUUUAAAGGUGAUGGAAUCCACUCUAUACAUCAUAAUUGCUCACUUUCAGACUGAUCCAGAAUUACAAUUUUUUACUUGAAAAACAAACUGUGCUCAGAACAGCUUUCUGAGGCUAGAAACCAUAUUUGAUUCUGCCAUUGUGCUUGGUGUUCAACACUGGGUCUCUCACAGCUAUAGGUAUUCAACAAACAUUUGUUAAAUGAACAUUCAUGCCUCUUCUUUGCUUUUGAGGUCUUCAGGCUUUGAGAAAAUCAGCUGGACAAUUUAUCUCUAUCACUUGAUAGUCAUAUGUCUGAGGUCAACAUGUUUUAUUCAAAAUGAACUCCCCAGCUGAGGCAAGGGUUAUUAUAGAGAUGUGAAUUAAUCAAUGAAAUGGUCUAGGAGAUUCUUCUAGUCUACAAAUCUAAUAAGCUACUUAGGCUUUGGAACUUAUAUGAGUAAUUAUUAUUGUAUACUAAGUAUAAGCUUUAAUCUAACAUUUUAUGAAAUUUUGUGUAUAUCUUGAGUACAAAAUAAAGCAGCUGAAAUUGUUUUUGGUCAA